UCCUCAUUUGGCCGAUGCUAAACAAUCUACCUAACGCCGGGAAUUUGUUGAUUAGGCAUCGCCAUGUCGUCGCCGAUGGAGCAAGCGGCCGGAGGGCUGCGUGCAGGAGGAGCUGGCGAGUUUGAGCUGAUAAAGCUCCUGAGCUCGUACAUGGAUCAUGCGGGCGAAGACGACGAGGGCAGCAGGUUUCGGUGGUUGCGGUCGCAGAUCAUCGGCGGUGAGGCGGAGUUCGACACUCCGUUGGGACGCCGCCGGGUAACGUACGCCGACCACACGGCUUCCGGCAGAUUCUUGGCAUUCGUGGAAGAAUUCCUCCGCCGACAUGUCCUGCCUUCCUACGGGAAUACCCACACGGCGGACAGUUACGUCGGCCGCCGGACCACCGGAUUGGUCCGAGAAGCCACGCAUUACAUCAAGCGGCGGUUGGGGGCGAGCGGCCGGCGCGACGUUCUCCUCUUUUGCGGCUCCGGCUCCACCGCCGCCAUCAAGCGCCUUCAGGAGGUGAUGGGCGUCGCCGUCCCGUCCCUCCUCCGCGACGCCGUGCUCCGCCAGCUGCCGCUGGCCCAUCGCUGGGUCGUCUUCGUCGGCCCCUACGAGCACCAUUCCAACCUCCUUUCCUGGCGCGAGAGCCUGGUAGAGGUGGUCGAAGUCGGCCUCGACGACGCCGGCAUGGUCGACAUCGACCACCUGGAGGCGUCCUUACGGUCUCCCGACUUCGCCGGCCGCCCCAAGCUCGGCUCCUUCUCCGCCUGCAGUAAUGUCACAGGGAUUCACUCCGACACGCGCGCCAUCGCCACCGUGCUUCAUCGCCAUGGCGCCUACGCCUGCUUCGACUUCGCUUGCAGUGGACCUUACGUCGACAUCGAGAUGAGGACAGGGGAGGAGGACGGCUACGAUGCGAUAUUUCUGAGCCCUCACAAGUUCCUCGGCGGCCCCGGGAGCUCCGGCAUCCUCCUGAUGAACGACGCGCUCUACCGCAUCAAAGAUACGCCGCCGUCCACCUGCGGCGGCGGCACCGUACUCUACGUCAGCGGCCACGACGAGGAAACCCUGUACUACGGCGAGGUGGAGGAGCGGGAGGACGCGGGGACGCCGGGGAUCGUGCAGAAUAUCCGGGCGGCGGCGGCGUUCCUGGUGAAAGAGUGGGCAGGGGAGGCGGCGAUCGGGCGAGCGGAACUCCAGAUGUUGCGGCGAGCGUCGGAGAGGCUGGCCGGGAACCCGAGGGUGCUGGUUCUGGGCGCUACCACCGCCGCCGGCUCCGACCCGGCGGUUGCGCGGCAGCCCAUCAUCUCGUUCCUGGUCUACCCAGAAGCGCAAGGAGAAGGGACACGUGGCAAACCCUUGCACUGCCGCUUCACCACGCGGCUGCUCAACGACUUGUUCGGGAUCCAGGGACGCGGCGGCUGCGCGUGCGCCGCGCCAUACGGUCACCGUCUCCUCUCCAUCGACCGCCGCCAAUCCAAAGCCAUCAAAUCCGUCAUUCAAAUGGGUUACGAAGGAAUCGCACCAGGGUGGACUCGAGUGAGCUUCACAUACUACACCUCCUUGGAAGAACUCGAAUUUGUGCUCGAUGCAGUUGAAUUUGUGGCUGAUCAUGGCCACAAAUUUCUUCCACUUUAUACUUUCGAUUGGAAGACAGGGGACUGGGAUUUCAUGCACCAUCAGCAAGGCUUCUUCCCCAUGAAACCUAAGGAUGAAGAUGAUGAAGCCUCUGGUGGCAAGCCAUUCAAUGGUUACAUGAACUUUGCCAAGAACAUUGUGGCUUCCCUACCAACCUUCACAGUAAAGAGAUACAUUCCAGAGGCCAUUCAUUCUGAGUUGGUCUAUUUCCUGCUGUAGCACCAUUAUUUAAUUUAUCUCAAGCAUUUGAUAUUCCAGAGGCCAUUGUGAUGAGUUGGCCUUUAGUAUUUUGUAAUCUAAUUCUUUAGAUGAA
Molecule: messenger RNA, 1933 nt
Organism: Zingiber officinale
Lineage: Eukaryota; Viridiplantae; Streptophyta; Magnoliopsida; Zingiberales; Zingiberaceae
Product: probable cysteine desulfurase
Exons: 4
Coding region: 64-1839 (591 amino acids)
Source: RefSeq, a predicted model, not a curated record